Selaginella moellendorffii is the source of this 3570-nucleotide messenger RNA. Its product is annotated as probable LRR receptor-like serine/threonine-protein kinase At4g20940. Lineage: Eukaryota; Viridiplantae; Streptophyta; Lycopodiopsida; Selaginellales; Selaginellaceae. The transcript is spliced from 3 exons. Bases 115 to 3339 code for a protein of 1074 amino acids. The record is from RefSeq and is a predicted model, not a curated record. Gene Ontology annotation, molecular function: protein binding; protein kinase activity; ATP binding. Gene Ontology annotation, biological process: protein phosphorylation.
AGCGGGCGGGAAGAAGAUUGUAUAUUUUAACUAAGUAGUGUGAGGUGAGAGAAAGCGAGGGAGAGAAGGGUGUUGCUGCGAGUGAGGCGAGGGAGGCGCUACGAGGUUAGCAGAAUGGUUGUCGAAUGGGCAAUGGUGGUGGUGAUGGCGGCGGCAGCGCUGCUAGCGGUGCAGCACCAUGGGUGUAGAGGUGCCAGUGUUGACGACACUCAAGUGUUGCUGAGUUUUAUGAAGGGAAUAGACAAAGAUCCGCUGGGCAGUCUCACCAAGUCAUGGCUGCCGGAAAGCAAGGACUCCAAUGGGUGCCCAUCAAAGUGGCAUGGUGUGUAUUGCGACAACAAGGACGGCCGGGUGAGCCGGCUGGAGCUCCAAGGCUUGGGACUGUCUGGCCGCCUUUUGCCCGAUACGCUGGGUGCUCUCCACUCGCUCGUCUACCUGUCGCUUGCCAACAACCUGCUGUCUGGCCCGCUCCCUGCCGACUUGGCUCGCCUCUCUCUCCUGGAGCAGCUCGAUGUGUCGGGGAACAUGCUGGACGGAGAGAUGAUCCCGGCAAUGGGCAGCGGCUUGCGACGGUUGCAGAGGCUGUCCCUGGCCAACAACCGCCUGUCGGGGCCCAUCCCGGCCGACGCCUUGACCGGCAUGUCGGCACUCGAGGAGCUCGACCUGAGCAACAAUGCGCUCGUUGGCCCCAUCCCAGCCUCGCUGGCGGCGCUGGAGCUGCUCCGGGUGUGCGACCUGUCGGGCAACCAGCUCAACGGCAGCCUCUCGGCGCAGCUGGGCCGUCUCCAGCACCUGGAGCGCCUCCACCUGGCCGCCAACCAGCUGACGGGCAGCAUCCCCUCCUCGUGGAUGCUGCUGCCCGCCAUCCAGAGCCUCCACCUCGCCCUCAACCGCCUGUCGGGCCCCCUCCCUUGGAUCGCCUCGCUUCUCCCCCCGGACCUGCUCUACGUCAACAUGAGCUUCAACCGGCUCUCCGGCCCGCUGGCACCAGACGACGCCGCCAACAAUCUCUUCGCCAACAAGAUCCAGAUCCUCGAUCUCAGCGCCAACGCCCUGGCCGGCUCCCUCCCCUCGUUUGAGUUUGUCUUCUCGCUCCGGGUUCUCAAGCUCCGGGCCAACCAGUUCACGGGAUUUGUGCCACCUGCGCUACUGUCGGCGGAAGCGUCACUGCUCGAGGAGCUGGAUCUGAGCAACAACCGGCUCUCAGGGAAUGUCUGGACGAUCUCGGCUGCUCGCCUCACCCUGCUCAACCUCUCCCGCAACGCCUUGUCGGGCGGCCUGCCCCCACGGCUUGGCAGCUGCGCCCGAGUGGACCUCAGCGCCAACACCUUCUCCGGCAACUUGUCCGUCAUGAGGUCGUGGGGCAACAGCUUGGAAUGGAUGGACCUCAGCAACAACUCCCUCUCGGGCGCACUGCCCAGCCAGACUGCGCAGCUCCUGCGCCUCACCUCACUCGCUUUUGCAAACAACAAGCUCGAGGGCGGCAUCCCUGCUGCCUUCGCAAGCUUCCCCAAGUUGACGAGCUUGGACUUGAGCGGCAACACCUUGCUCGGCCCCAUACCCCCCACCUUUUUCAACUCAUGCACGCUCGUAGCACUCAAGCUCUCCAGCAACCGGCUCUCCGGGACAAUUCCCGUCCCGACCGCCAGCGCCACCGACGCUCCGUUGCGCCUUCUCGACUUGGCAAGCAACCAGCUGGAUGGCGCUAUUCCCUCCAGCCUCCUCACGGCCACCUUGCAGUUUCUCAACCUCAGCAACAACAAGCUAUCGGGUGACAUACCGGUGGACGUGACCAAACUCGAUCGCCUGCAGCAGCUCGACCUCUCCUCUAACCAGCUCACCGGUUCCAUCCCCUCAACGCUCGGUCCUCCUACACUCACUCUGCUCAACCUCUCCAACAACAACCUCUCGGGAGCCAUUCCGUCCCAGCUAGAAUCCAAGUUCCCGCCUUCGUCCUUCUACCCUGGAAACGCCCAGCUCCUGUCCAAUGGCUUCCCCAGCUGGAAUGGCCAUGCACCACAGGCCAACCAGCCCUUGGGCCUUGUCAACAAAACCCGGCGGAAUGGUCGAGUGUCUCCGUCUCUCAAAGCUGGCCUCCUCGGCGGUUGUGCUGCAGCCUUGCUACUAGCCCUCGCUAUAGUCGGCCUUGUCUAUUACAACAGGCAGCGGCAAAGUCAAGGUGACAACAAGUCUGGCAUUCCGGUGUUUAAGAUUGUGGAGAGAGAUUUCAAGGUCCAUCACCAGCAGCAGCCGCAGCAGGAGCAGCAGCAGCAGCAGCCGCAGGUAGAGAAUGAGAAGGACGACAACGUGUUGAAACGGUUGCCCUCGAGAAAGGGCUUCUUCUCGUCGCUGAGACCAGCAAGUGCGAGGGAGGAGGAGGGUGCCUUAGGCUGGAACUCCCCAGACAAGCUAGCAGGCGAUCUUUUCCUUUGGGAUGGCGACGUGCUCUUCACUGCCGAAGAGCUGUCACGAGCACCAGCGGAGGUUCUUGGCCGAAGCAGCCAUGGAACGUCAUACAAAGCAACACUGGACAGUGGUCAUACCAUCACUGUCAAGUGGCUCAAGGAAGGGUUGGCAAAGUGCAAGCGGGAAUUCACCAUGGAGGCCAGAAGGUUUGGAGGCAUCAGGCACGACAACGUGCUUCCAUUGCGGGGCUACUACUGGGGGCCCAGGGAACACGAGAAGCUCAUCCUCACUGAUUUCGUUGCCUAUGGCAGCUUAGCGGACCGACUUUUAACUGCAGAGAAGUCAUCCGGUGUUGGCCGAUAUCCACCAUUGUCGUGGCCUCAGCGCCUACGAGUCUCCGCGGAUAUUGCCCGAGGCCUGUGCUAUCUCCACGACGAUCACAAGCUUGCGCAUGGCAACCUCAAGGCGUCCAAUGUUUUGUUUGAAGGAUCCGACCUGCGUGGACGUCUCACCGACUAUGGCCUGCACAGGCUCAUGACCGCUGCGGGAACAGCCAGCCAGUUUGUCAAUGCGGCAGCUCUUGGUUACAGAGCUCCAGAGCUGUCGAACAUCAAGCGUCCAAAGCCAACCACCGGGGCGGAUGUCUAUGCCUACGGGGUCCUCCUGCUCGAGAUCCUCACCGCCAAGGCUGCAGACGACGUCAUCUCUGGGGGCUCCACUGCGGUCGAUCUCCCAGAGUGGGUUAAGCUGCUCGUAUCGCACAACAGGUCCAGUGAGUGCUUUGACCCUCACCUGCAUGCCGGCAGCUUGGAGCUGCAACAGCUUCUAACGCUUGCCUUGCGAUGCAUCUCAGCAGAGCCAUCAGCUCGGCCCGCCAUUCGCAUUGUCUACCAGGAGCUGCUCCCCAUGCUUGAAGCCGCAGCAGCUGAAUGAUGGGGACACCAGUUCAAGUUUUGACUCGUGCACGGAUGGUUGCAUAUGCUACUUACUAUGUUGGCCGAGCUGACCUCUCAUUCGUCACCUCUGUCUCGGCCACCUCUCACACUUCCCCUAAAUCGUUCGAGCUGACCUGGGGCUGCUGCUUUUGGGAGACCCAGGAGACGAUACGCUCCCACCAUUAGCUCUGAUCUUUUGUUCCACUUUAAUAAGCUCAGCUUCCAGGCA